Phalaenopsis equestris is the source of this 1142-nucleotide messenger RNA. RefSeq names its product peroxidase 4-like. Gene Ontology annotation, molecular function: heme binding; peroxidase activity. Gene Ontology annotation, biological process: hydrogen peroxide catabolic process; response to oxidative stress. The record is from RefSeq and is a predicted model, not a curated record. The transcript is spliced from 4 exons. NCBI's taxonomy places the organism in Eukaryota, Viridiplantae, Streptophyta, Magnoliopsida, Asparagales, Orchidaceae. The coding region runs from base 14 to 964 and encodes 316 amino acids.
UCUUCAGUGAUCAAUGGCUUCCUCCCUUCGUUACACUUCCUUCGCCCUCCUCCUUCUCCUUUCACUCACCUCCACUGCUCAGCUCACCACCAACUUCUACUCCACCUCCUGCUCUAAACUAUUCUCCACCAUCAAACCAGUCGUACAGUCCGCCAUUACCAAGGAGAAGCGCAUCGGUGCCUCCCUUCUUCGCCUCUUCUUCCAUGACUGCUUUGUCAACGGCUGUGAUGGAUCUCUGCUUCUUGAUGACACGGCGAACUUUACUGGGGAGAAGAAUGCAGUUCCGAACAAGAAAUCUGUGCGGGGGUUUAAUGUGAUAGACAAGAUAAAGUCUGCGGUGGAGAGAGCUUGUCCGGGAGUGGUGUCUUGUGCUGAUAUCUUAGCUGUUACAGCCAGAGAUUCUGUGGUUAUUCUUGGUGGACCAAACUGGAAUGUGAAAUUAGGCAGGAGGGAUGCGAGGACGGCAAGCCUAAGUGCAGCGAAUAAUAACAUUCCGCAGCCGACAUUCAAUCUUAGUAGGCUUGUCUCUUCGUUUUCGGCUAAGGGGCUCUCUGCUCAGGAGAUGGUUGCCCUUGCAGGUGCCCACACCAUAGGGCAAGCAAAGUGCACCAGUUUCAGGGCCAGGAUUUACAACGAGAGCAACAUUGAUAGCUCGUUCGCUCAAUUGAGGAGGAAGAAAUGUCGAAUUAGUUCUAGAAACAAUAGCCUCGCACCAAUUGAUCUACAAACCCCAACGUUCUUCGACAACAAUUACUAUAAGAAUCUUAUCAACUUGAAGGGUCUUCUUCAUUCUGAUCAACAAUUAUUUAGUAAUGGCUCAACUGACUCCCAAGUUAGAAAAUAUGUUGCUCAACCGGCCACGUUCAGCUCAGAUUUUGUUGCAGCAAUGAUAAAGAUGGGUGAUAUAAGCCCUCUCACGGGAUCUAAUGGCGAGAUCAGAAAGAAAUGUAGGAAGAUCAACUAAUAGAAGAAUAAUUUUUGUCAAGAUUAUUUGAGAUGGUUAAUCUGAGCUCAAAGUAUUUGGUCUUUGAAUGUAAAUGUUGGUUCAUGAAAGUUGCCUAUGUCAACUUUAUGUUUGUGACGUGAUUUUGAAUUUGUACAACAUGCUUUUGGCAUAUGCCUAAAUUUUUAAAAUUGAAUUG